AUGUGAAUUUAAAGAACAUCAAACAAUUAGAAUCAAGUUAAUCCAGCUAUUUAGCGCUGGAUGGAAGGCGACGGCCCCGUCAGGGAGCCUCGCGGCUCCUCGUGGUGUGAACAACUAACGAGUUGCCUUUGAAAGGGUGAGGCGCCAGGCGGGUAAACAGCGACCAUUUGGGAAGACGUGUUAGCUAUAGGAAGUGAAAUAUGGCUUAAUUCCCUUUAGACUCAUAUUGAAACUACUUGUAUAACGAUGGCAGAGACGCCAGGACGUAGAUAAAAGAAUUCCGGCCAAUGUUUACCAGAAACUUGAAAUUAUUAUCUCAUUUAGGUCUUAUGUAGCAAAGAGAGAAAGUGAAGUAAAGACCAAGACUAGAGAUAAACGUCUCUAAAACUGAAUUAGUGAAGGAAAAAAAAGUGUUCGUGACCCUGCUGCUGAGAAAGUAACGGAACAGAGUGUUGGGAUUAAGCUUUAGUGUGACUUUCCUGAGGUUCGUGAGAAAACUGGAACUCAAGACUGGAUCAUAAAAUUAACUGAAGCACUGAACUACUCACUGGAAAUGAGUAACCUUGAAAAUUAAACUUAGUGGAGCACAUAAAUCAGAAAAUAAGUUGAGAGUAAAGGAAGCACAGGACUUGGAAAAAUAUGAAAUGAAAAGUGAUAUUAAAAAGUUCGAAAAAAAGAAGCCAACGAAGAAAAUAAUGAAAUAUAAGAACAGAAACCAAUAAAUGAGGAAAAUAAGGAAGCACAGGAACCUAAAAACAGUGAAAAUAUGAAACAGAAACCAGGAAAUGAAAGAAAAGAAAAGAAAAAUCAUGGAAAAUGGAUAAAAAUUGAAAAACAAAAAUCUAUGCAGAAAAUAAAGUGACUUACAUUAUGCCUUAUAUAACUUAAUACGAAUUCCCUUCCAGAUAUAAUAUAAGAUAAAACGAAAAAAAAAAAAAAUGUGCCGUUCGUAGGACACUGCAGGAAGAAAAAGAACAGUGAUUUUGUUAAAAGAAGACAGCAAAAGUAAGUCCAUGUGACAUCAAGGGAAGAGGAAGAGUCGGUAAGAGACAGCAGGAGACUCUUGUGUGGCGAGAGGAACACCUGAGGAGAAAAAAGCGUCAGGGCGUGUUGCCUUCCAAGAGACCCAUGUACAGUUGCUGCACUGGUCACCGUGUGGGACCUCGAGCUCCACGCAUGUAAGACGUCGACUAGGGUGGGCGAGGCGACGGAUCCCACCGAAGACGCAUGUGAAGUCCGAACAGGUCGCGGUGAGCAGGUGGCAGCGGUCCUGUGGUGCCUGCUGAUUAACCUCGUAAUGGUGCCGUGAUGGUUAGCGGCAGGUGGUGCGCGACCUCGCCUGCCCCCUGCUGCCGCCGCCUCUUGCACCCCGCCGCCCCUCCCGACCUCUGACGAUGCGAUCGACUCCGCGGACGGGUAGGGGCGGCGGCGCCUUGGCCUCGUCCAUCAGCAGAAGUAUUUCCGGAUCCAAGUGACUAGGACUGGGGACGUCUCGACGUGGGGGGCGCGACCCCCAUACCGCCGGGGGCCGCGCCUCUGGCCGUUAUGUGCGGGGGUGUCUCCGUGUGGUGCAAGUGAGCGCGCGUUACCUCAUCUCCGCCAGCCGCGCUCCCACCACCAUCAUGAGGUCUAGGAAGAAGGAGGGGGCCGUCAAGCCCUCCCGCAAGAUGGAUAAGCGGUCUAGCCGAGGUGUUAUGUUCGAGAAUGAGGAGCUGCGCAUGAGAACGAUCGAAAUAAACGCAGAGGUUGAUCGCGGUCAUUCUGAUUUGCGGAAGUUGCAAAGAGAAAAUCAAACAUUAAAGCAGCAGGUGUGGACGCUCCGUGACGAAUAUGAUAAAUUGGAAAGUUUCGUAAAAAAAAUGGAUGGAGAAAGUGACGACGACGGUGAUGACGACGAAGACGAAGACGAUGACGACGACGAACUGGAGAAGCGAUUCUGCCCAUCCAAGAUCGACGAAGAAGAAGAGGAAGAUGAAGGAAAUGUAGAAACUGAUAACCUAGAAAACUUGCAGAAAGUGUAUAGUGGUAAAAUGCGGAGUGUUGAGUAUACAAUGCGUCAGGCGGCCUCCUUGGACAGCGGUGGGCCGUCUGCGGGCUGCAGUCAGGCUCAGUGUUCAGUGGCCACCGCGGGAGCCUCUUGCUCCGGCCCAGUGGACGAUCUGGCUGAGCCGGGACCAGUGAGGGUUUGCGUGUCUAGUGAUAACCCGAACUACGUGGGGGACGAAAACUCUGCAACACCAGCAGAGCCUCUGCAGCCCUUGAGUAGUGAAACUUUUUUAUCUCAAACUGAUCAUUUCAACUUAGACCAACUUCUUGACUUUGCGUCUUCAUUCCAUUACGACAGAAAGCGACACCUGGCAGAGGAACCGUUACCCAUGGCCCUUCCACCCGAGGAGCGGCCCGCUUCCCCUCCGAGAGAGGCAGCGGGUCCUGACCCGGGCUACUCCACCGUCAGGCGUCGCUCUGCCACUGUCAUAGAAAAACUUAAAACUGGUUCUAACACUGGUGCGUUAGUGAAGGAAGUGAAACAGUUAUCGCUUUGUAACGAUGACGCCACAACUUCCGCUUCUAUUCCAAUAAGUGAAGCCCCAGAAGCGACUCGCACGACAACUGUCAACUAUACUCACUCUUCCUAUUUCUUCUCCGGCCCGCUGGACGGUAGCCGCAGUCAGUCCCUGGGUACAGGCCUUAACUCGGCCGCUAAUGUUACUUGUACCCCCAGCAGUCCCGCGGGUCCCCUCUACGCCUCCAGCAGUGCUUCCAACAUUGGGACCUCCUCUUCAUUGGAAGCGGGAUUACCCUUCGUCUCCGUCUACAAUCCUCGCAUGUCCCUGGUGCGUCUAAACAGCAUUGAGCCAAAUACUAUCAUGGUCUCGGUGGCCGACAUGCCUCAGCUAUGGGACAUUACGACUCAAGAGAUCAUAGACGAACUUGAGCAGCAAGCUGAGGGAACACUGAUGUCCAUUCGCGGCGUGAGGGUGGUGGGUCGUGCAGCCUACAUCAGCUUGGGUCGUCGUGACGCCCUGCAGCAAUUGUUGACUCAUGGGCUCACGGUGCGAGGUGGGAAGGUGCCUCUCAUCGACAUAACUCGGGAAUCCAUCGUUCUGGCUCUCACUGGCGUCCCUCACUACAUAGCUGAUGCCACCCUUGUUAUUCUUCUCUCAGCUUUUGGCGUCAUUAUAGGAGAGUUGGAGCGUCGAUUCUACAAAGGAGUGGAUACAGGCGAGCGUUUUGUGCGCAUGAAGCUCAAAAAGCACGUCAAGUUACCCAAGUAUGUAACUGUGGGAGGAUGUCGCAUCGUAAUAACUGUUCAUGGUCGCGACGCCCCUGCACAGCUACACAUACCUGAAUGGGGCACCAAAACGUCCAGCGCUCCAGCACCUAAAACCACCUCCCAUCCCAGCCACGCACCUCACACCUCUGAAGCGUCCCACACUGAUCUCACCACCCCUGUCUCCCCGGACUCGGGACAGUGCUCGGAGCCAUCCUCUAGUGAUAAAUCUUGUGAGCGUGUGGAAGGUCGGGAAGCGGUGGCGAGAACAGAGACCAACUCACAAACUGAUAGUCGUCUUACUGCUAAAACCUCCUCAAAAACCUUCUCAAGCAGGUGCAUAGUGAACCUAAAGUUACCAGAGAGACCUGCACCCACCAACCCUUUACCAAGGCCACGUGAAGGUUCCGCCCCGCGAGACGUGGGUCCAAGUUCAAGUGGAGGCGGCCUGGCUGUCAGCACUGGAACUCCGGCCACUCCGCUGGCGGCGGGUCACUUGCUGAGAGCCGGGUCUUUAUACCGAGGCAGUGGACCCCCUUCUCAGACGAGCACUGUCAGUAAUUCUCCCGCCAACAGCAGGAGACACUCCCGCGUGGGUUUAGUAGAUCCUCGCGCAUCGGAGUCCACUAGGCCGCGGCCCAGCUCAGUAGUGUUCGACGAACAGCCCCGCGAAGCUCCAACGCCGCCACGGGCUAUGCUAACGCCACAGUUUCCUCAGCACCAUGGACACGGACAUCCCAUUUCCAUUAGCCCCAUACCCUUAGCCAACGGCAUCCUGAGGAAAGCGUCCGGGUCAGAACAGGAAGCUCUUCUUCCAACUAGCCAUAAACAUACCGCUUCCAUAAGAAACAGACUGAAAAUAGGUCGUAGUAUGUCUUAUGACGCUGGAAAACAGAAAAUGGCUGCAGAGAAGGAAAAGAAGAAAUUGAGUAAGAUGGAGAGUAUCAGUGAGAACACUAUCAAUGAUGACGUGAGUGAUAUCACGCCCCUGGGUGCCGGUGCUCGCAGAGACUCCGAGAAGAGCUCGGUCAGUGCCAACAGUAAAAGUAGUAGCAACACCAACAAAAAGAAGGAGCCGGCUAUAGACCUGCCGUGGUGUGGUUGUUGGGGCAACGGUUGUUUUUAGCGUGUAGAUCACUCACUGGUACCAGUUCCAUCCUUUGUAUUUAUCGUUAUUUUUUUCUAGUCCAUAAUUCUUGUCCCAGACGUUACCUAGUCUUCAUCCAGUAGUGACUUAGUGUUGGACAGCGAUCAGAAACACACGUCUCGGCUGACUCGUUGUAUAUAUCAUGUUACUUAAAUCAUGGCCACAUUACCCAUAUUAUUUUCCACUGUCAAUCAAAAGGUAGCAACCAUUCAUAACGAUGACCCACGCUCAUUACAAAUACCAUGACUAUCCUGUACAGACUCAAACGUGCUACAAUGAACCUCCUCCCCGGCCACCAGCAGUCUGGCGGUGCAGUGCGCAGACAUCCGCCGUGAAUUGAUGAGUUAGUCACCUGCAAUGCUCUCUCAAGGCUCCAGCCAUGCCAGUCGCACGCAUUGACAAAAUUUAAUUGCUUUCUAAAAUUAUCGAGUUUUAUAAGGAUAACUUAUUUCCCAUAAUUGUGUUUAGAAAGAUCUAUACAUAUUCCAUGAGUACAAAUCCGUGGCUGAGCAUUCUUUGUGGGUCAGCAGAAUGAUUGGUUGUGUCCACCGUUGUAUUUUUAUGAGCAUAUCAGGGGCAAGGCCUCGCCCCUGCACCCGGCACCACCUCGGCCCUCUCGUUCUGUUGCUGCAGUACAAAAGGCCUUUUGUGUUUGAUGCCACAACAAUCUGGUUUAUUUUCUUUUCCUGCUUCCUGGAAUGUGACCUGAAGAGUUGACGGUGAACUUCGCCCAUUGGUUCAUGGUGGUUCAUAUUUCGUACCGAGUUACAAGAGAGGAUACUAAGCUUCAUGUGGAUGCAGUGUAGGGCUCUAGGCCAGAAUUUGAAAGUAUUUUUGUGGGUAACUAAGCACUCGCCCAUGUGUAUUAAGGCCGUAUUCCUCGAAUAUCACUCGUCGAGCAGCGCCGCCACCGCUUGGCCCACCCGCCCUGGUUUCUCCCGUGGCAGCCUCGGACUGAAGCCGUUGUUGCUUGUUGUUUGUUGUUACCAUAAAACAAAUGUAUAUCUCAGUUUAUAUUCCUUGGACAUCACCCACCAACCUGCAUAGUUACCGGUGGCGCUGAGGGAGCGGGGCGGGGCGGGGCGGGCUGGGGGCGAGCCGGCGUGCUGUGGGGCAAUACAGUACUCCAGUGGUCUCCAGCUGUCCGCGCGGCUCCCGCUCGGCCUUGGGAUGGGCCGCCGCCGGUAAUUAGACACUGAGUAUAUUAUUAGCCUUAGUGAAUACCGAGAUAUUUUAUACACUUACUGCUUGGUCCCAUUACUAGUGUUCCCUUGACGCGGCCAGACCUUCGUACGUAUAUCUUGUGUUGAUCACUUACAGCGAGUUGGUUACCUGGUCAGGUGCUCAAGGGAAAAUGUAUCUUAUAUCUUAUAUUGAAAUUCAUUAAAGUUAGCGAGGUUUGUAACACCGAUGGCCCGCCGUGGAGACCGGCCUCCUCACCGCCAGGGUCCUCUUUGUUGGGUGAAAUUAAAGACGUCAGCAUGUUGGGAGAGUCGCCCAUCGAGUCUCCGGAAGAGAUCGCCGUGUAAGAGUUCAUUAAUAACAGUAAUGUUGAUAAAGUUAUUUAAAUAAGAUGCGUAUGGGAUGUUUCCUUGGGCUGUUAGUUGAGGCGUCUUUAAUUGUAUUGCUAGAAGGGUGGGAGGAGGCGCCGAGGAGGCCGGGAAGUGUUGUGCAGCAGCCUCGGCCUCGUGGCUGAGGCAGCUGCCAGCACUACCCUCGCCCGCCACGACUCAACCAGGUACAAGAAACUGCAUUCAUUUUCAUACGGGAAUGGUAUUCAAAUUCUGAGAGCAAGCCUUACAAGACGUGCUGCUAGCGCUUCUGCUUGUAAUUUUGAUAUUUUGUAAAAGUUGUUAUGAUCAAUGUUGUUGUUUAUAUAGUUAUUUUCCUAGAAAAUUAUAAAUCCCCUUGGCUACCACACGAAAUUGGUCAGGUUGUUCAGAAAAGUGACCACAAUCAUAUUUUCUUCAAAUUGAAAGUUAUUAAUUGCAGAGGAUAUAAUAAUAUAUAAUGGUGCUUUUGGUAGUCUAAGAUUUUUUUUUUCAAGAGUUAUGGGCGGGAAGUAUAUUAUAUAGUAUCAUGUGGAAGGUUACGUUAUGUUUGUAAGGAAAAGAAAAUUUCAUUUUGUUCAGAUUCCAAUAAAUAUUGAACAGGUUUUGUAUUUAUAUAACCU
Messenger RNA from Portunus trituberculatus (swimming crab), 6591 nucleotides. RefSeq lists its product as uncharacterized. Lineage: Eukaryota; Metazoa; Arthropoda; Malacostraca; Decapoda; Portunidae. The record is from RefSeq and is a predicted model, not a curated record. The coding region runs from base 1623 to 4397 and encodes 924 amino acids. The transcript has 2 exons.